Molecule: messenger RNA, 1191 nt
Organism: Phoenix dactylifera (date palm)
Lineage: Eukaryota; Viridiplantae; Streptophyta; Magnoliopsida; Arecales; Arecaceae
Source: RefSeq, a predicted model, not a curated record
AUGGUGACCAAAAACGCAGCCCUCUAUGCUCGCUUUCGGAAGAGGGCGGCCGAGAUCAGUGGGACCUCGCCCGAGCCGAAGAAGAAGGCUAGGCUUUCUGGCCCCGAGACGAGCACGGCCCAGGUCGGGCCUUCUAGGCCUGCUCGAGAGGUUCCGAGCACCGAUCAUAGGGGCUCGGGAUCUACGGGAGCUUCGACGAUGCUGGCCUGCCCGGCUCCUAUCUCUCAGUGCCCUGGUCGACAUCCUGUCGAGCAGCGGCGCUCGGCUCCCGAGCAGCGGCGCCCGGAUCCGGAGCCGGGGAGCAGCCUGGGGGCUCCGAGGUCGCCCCCGCCCCCGCCUAGUCCAACGAGGCCGAGUCUCCCCGGUCCCUCGGAGGCCAAUCCUCAACCGGAGAGGAGGCCUUACCUCCCCUCGUGGGAGGUUUUCGAGGGUGACUCGGCCCUUGACGAUCCUGCAGUGGCGCGGCAAAUUUUCCAAGUCGCGCUGCUUCCGGCCGACAAGGCCAAAAUCCGGUCCCAGAGCUACAAUAGCUUCUUGGACGGGAUCUACUGCUCCGCGGUCCGGGAGCUGCUCGCGAGAGCAGAGGCCGUCAAAGGCGAUCUUCGGUCGCGGACCGCGGAGCUCGAGGAGGAGAAAGGCGCGCAUGCCCUAGCCAGGUCAGAGCUACGCGCCGCCGAGGCGCGUCUGAGCGAGGCCCAAUCGGCACUCGCUGCACGCGAGCGGGUGGCGGAGGGCGCUCAGCUCAGGGUUAAGGAGCUUGAGGCCUGCGUGGAAAGAGCACAGGAGGAGGCUCGAUACGCGGCUCAGAGCGGGGUCCAACUCUUUCGGGAAUCGGAAGAGCUCUAUGAUCUACUGAAGGAGGAAGCUGUGAACGGGCUCGUCCGCGGCUUCGAGGACUUCGGUAAUCAGCUGAAGCGGCUCUGCCCCGAGUUCGACCUUAAUUUGCUCCAGCCUGGGGAAGGAGUCGAAGAGCUCGAGGCGCCUGAAGACCCGGCUGAGGCCGAAGUUCAGGCGGCCGAGGAGGGCGAGAUUCCUACUGAGGGGGAUCCAGAAGGAGCUUCUGAUGCUGCUCUCCAAGCUACCGAUGAAGCCCAGGCCGAGACCUCCACUGCGGGCAGACUCGAGGGAGCUCCGAUAGAGCAUGCCGAGCCGACUGCUGCGGAUGACCUCGGGGCUGCGCCCGUCUCCUAG